CGCAGCUCGGGGCCGCAGAGCCCGGGGGCGGGGGGAGAGGGGGAUGCGCGCGGCGGGGCUCACGCGGGCCUUGGAGCGGCUCUUCGCCGCCUUCUUCCUGGUGCACGUCCCCAUCACGGUGCUGGUCGACUUGCAAGUGGUGUGGCCUGCCUGGCACCCGCCCGUGUUGAAAGAGUUCCUAAAAUGGUUCAUAACUACAUUUAAAGACCCUGUGAUGUUGGAGUCCCCUGUCUGGUUUAAGUCGCUCAUCUACUGUGAAGUGUUCUUUCAUUUGCCUUUCUUCCCAUUUGCAAUCUAUGCAUUCCUUAAAGGUGACUGCAAGUGGAUCCGGAUCCCUGCCAUCAUAUUUGCAGCACAUGUAACCACAUCAAUGGUGCCUAUACUGGCACACUUCAUGUUCCAUGAUUUCUCGGGCUCCACGCCCGUGGGGCCAGAGACGUGGUCCGAACGCCUCCAUCUCUCAGCCAUUUAUGGCCUGUAUUUCAUGUUCUCCCUCAUGCUUCUCUUUACAAUGUUGUUCAGUCCUGCGUACAACUUGACAGAAAAAAGGAAAACCAAAUAAACAACGAUUGGCACCUUGA
This is a messenger RNA of Eublepharis macularius, 581 nucleotides long. Its product is annotated as sigma intracellular receptor 2-like. NCBI's taxonomy places the organism in Eukaryota, Metazoa, Chordata, Lepidosauria, Squamata, Eublepharidae. Gene Ontology annotation, cellular component: endoplasmic reticulum. The transcript has 3 exons. The coding region runs from base 44 to 562 and encodes 172 amino acids. The record is from RefSeq and is a predicted model, not a curated record.